Messenger RNA from Stylonychia lemnae, 1005 nucleotides. Lineage: Eukaryota; Ciliophora; Spirotrichea; Sporadotrichida; Oxytrichidae. The record is from the annotation of a GenBank genome assembly.
AUGGUUUUGGAUCCUAAUGUGUUCUGUUCUUAAAAGGCAACGACCACUUUGGCUUUGAUUAAACAUCUACUGAUUAAAGGGGAAUACUUGACAAAAAAGGCUCAUAAGUUGCUUUUUAGCACAAUCAUCUUGCUGAAAAUGCUAGUAGAAGGUUAGGAAAUCACUGUAAGAUUAAGAAAAACAGGCUAAAGCUGGAUCAAGUUUGGUGAAAUCCCAAAGCGAUUAGUUGAUGAUACUAAUGCAGGUUAUAGCAAAUCUAGCAGUCACGAGAUGAAAGAAGAAUAAAAGAAAAGCAAAAAAACUGAUGAAAUACAAGAAGAAAUGCUGGAUGACGAAGUUAGAAUGAUUGCUUAUAGGCAAAGUAUUAAAGAAACAGACAAAGGCUAAAUAGUUAUUGAUGUUGAGGCUGGUACUAGAAUUUUAAGAAUUUUUGCUGCAAUAGCUGGAGCUUCACAUGUGUAUGCCAUAGAAUACACCAAUAUAAUUGAGAAGGCAAGGAUAAAGUUUCCUAGAGCUACCUCGCUGCUUGAAUUACUCUAGUUAAAGGCAAGGCUGAAGACGUGGACUUGGGCUAAAUUAAAGUAGAUGUUAUUGUAUCAGAGUGGAUGGGCUACUUCUUGCUGUUUCGAUAAUAUGCUACCAAGUGUUUUAAGUAUUAGAGAUAGAUAUCUUAAAGAAAAGGGUGCUAUGCUGCCCAAAAGAACUUGUAUUUACUUGGCUGCAAUCAAUAAAAAAUGCUAAGACACCGAAAAAUGCAGGCAUGCAGCAAUGGUGGACUAAUGUGAGCAGUAAUGUUUAUUAUCUACUAGCCACCAAAUCUUUAAUUUUGACCUAGAGAUGGAUAAGUUGAACUAACAAGGCUUUACAUCUACCUUUGAAUUAAUUCUACUCGAGGACUGUUUAAUGACCGGGUUUGUUUCUUGGCUUGAUGCUGCGAUGACUGGCAUCAUCAUAUUCUCCAUUUGUCAUGAUCAUCCCUUAACUCAGUGGAAGAAAAAAUACUGA